Molecule: messenger RNA, 15342 nt
Organism: Xyrichtys novacula (pearly razorfish)
Lineage: Eukaryota; Metazoa; Chordata; Actinopteri; Labriformes; Labridae
Source: the annotation of a GenBank genome assembly
AGUUCAGUUCAGGAAGAAGAAAUCAUGGCGACGCUUUUGGGGUCCGAGUCCCCUUGUACUGGAGGAAAACGAAGAAAUUGUCACAGCAAUAUCGUCACAAAGUUCACGGCCAGUAAGAUUACCGGUCAGGGAAUCAGUCGAGGAACACAGGUAAGACAUAUUGAGCGUGUUGUGACGGUUAAAGACGUUAGAAAGUUGGUGGACCGAGGCCGCGGACUAGCGCUCGGCAUCAGCCCCGAAAUGAAGACGUUUUCCUGAAGACUUGACUGGCCGUGUUGUGUACUCCGUCAGCGUCGGUGUUACAGCUAGCUACAACAUAAUGGUGUAUUUUAAAACCCUCUAUAUCCAGCACCAAAGCUAACGAAUUCAGUAUAUCAUGAUCCGCUCGCUGUCAGUGAAUAUAAAGCCAGUUUCGUUUUAGGUGUCCAAAGGCAGCUCCGUUUUAAGGGACUCUUUUGUUGUUAGCCCCACUUGAGCUUAGCAAUAAAGAACAGGUUGACUUCGCUGCAGAAAGCCUUGCCUUUUGGGUUUGACGCUUAUGGUUCGUUUUUUUUGCCUACGUUUUUAUGUUAAAAUUACUAGUGGUUUUUUUUUUUGUUUUCUAUGUGAAUUGUCUCAAUCAUGUUAUGAACGGUAGCAACACUAGCUUGUGUUAGCCACCGAGAACGUCAGCUAGCUUGCUAAGCCAGCUGAACAGCUCAGGUGAUUACGUAACGACGGACUAACCACAAUAAUAACUACCGUUCCUUAAAUGGAGACACCACAGCAGCUGUCCACUCAACUCUAGGACUUUUACUUUUAUUUACACUAAAGACAAACUCAUUUACUCGACAUUUGUUACCGUAAAGACCUAAUAUUGUGUUUAUUUUGAUGUAGCAGUGUCACCAUGCCAACUGUUUUGGUGUGAACGACGUAAUGCAUAUGAAUGUGGUACCUGUCCAGCUACCCGUUUUUCAUGCACACUCGUAACUUUAGCUCUUUUUGCAGAGCCAGACAUUUAUCUGAGGUUGUGUUGAGACAAAAGAUAAUAAAUAAAUGAGGAUAACAGACAGAUUAACUCAUCUGAAAAAAAAAAAAAAAACUCAAGGAAGGUCAAAAUGUGGUAUUACACAAGUUUUUAAAGACUGCUACAAGACGGUUUACGCAAUCAAAAAAUUGGGAAAAAUACACUUUAAUUGAGUCAGGUCUUGGAGGUUCUUUGGAAGUUUUUUUAAGAGUGUGUUGCAUUCGAAACUUUCGCUGUUUUUGCAGAGCCAGACAUUUAUUUGAGAUUGUGUUGAGUCAAAAGAUAGAAUGGCUUAUUGAGGAAAUAAAUGAGGAUAACACACAGAGUAACUCAAAUAAAAAAAAGUUAAGUAAGGUCAAAAUGUGGUAUUACACAAGUUUUUAAAGACUGAUACAAGACGGAUCACACAAUCAAAAAAAUCGGGAAAAAUACACUAUUGUUGAGUCAGGUCUUGGAGGUUCUUUGGAAGUUUUCUUAAGAGUGAGUUGCAGUCGUAACUUAAACUCUUUUUGCAGAGCCAGACAUUUAUUUGACAUUGUGUUGAGUCAAAAGAUAGAAUGGCUUAUUGGGGAAAUAGAUACGGAUAAUACACAGAUGAACUCAUAGAAAAAAAAAACUCAAGUAAAGUUAAAACGUUGCAUUACGCAUGUUUUCUGAGACUUCAAGACAGACCACACAAUCAAAAAAUUGAGAAAAAUACACUGCUGUUGAGUCAGGUCUUGGAGGUUCUUGUGAAGUUUUCUAAAGAGUGUGUUGUAGUCUGUUUUUUUCGGAUAUAUGUUUAUGAAAUUUUUCCAGCAGCAAAAAAACAAACACAUGAUAAAAAAAAACCAACAUACAUUUGGCUCGCACAUACACACAUUAUGUUCAAAUUUAUACAGGCGAGAGAUUCAGGGAUCCCUUUAUACAAAUAAAAUAGGUAAGUAAAAUAAAUCAAGUGCACAUUAUCAUGCAUAAUAGGUUCAUAUGUUCAAAGAGAGAUACACAAACAUGAAAUAAAUAAGACAUGGUUUUUUAAGGCGGCAUGUUCAAAGCUAUGGUACCAACCCUCUGGUGAGAAUGGUAGAGAUAUUUAAACCAACAUAUGACAGAAAGGGUUCCCAUGUUUUACGAAACACGUCACCUUUGCUGUGUAGUCCAAUGCAACAUACUCAAGAGUCACCCUUUGCCACUGAACCUUGGAUGGGACUCUAUCCACAUUCCAGUUUAAAAGAAUACACUUCCUAGUGCAGAAAGCAUGUGUUUGAUGAAGUUUCCUUCUAGAUUAAUCAGUGAUGGACAGAUCAAAUGUGCCAAGUAGCAGACAUAAAUGAUUAUUAUUUGUAUAAGUAGAUAUAGAUUAUCUUAUUAAUUUCUUGUCCAGUGACUUUCCAGAACUGUUGUAUUUUCCAACAAUACCACAAAUAAUGUGUGAGGCUACCAGUUUCUAUUUUACACUUGGGGCACAGUGGAGAUGAAUUAAGGUCCUUACACACCGGGGCCAAAAAGAAGACAAAAAUGGAGUCUACUUUAACUUCAAGUGAUAGUGAAUUGGUACUCCUUUUGCUUUCUCAAAAGAAAAAGAAACGUAGCACAUGGGUGCCUCCAAUAUUACAAAAAAGAAGAGAACUUGGUGAGUUUCACUGCUGCCUUCAGGAGCAAAAACUGCACCACGGUCGCUGAUUGUUUUCAGUCCUGAUUAGACACUAGUGUUGAGAUGGCUUUCUGUCAUGAUAGCUGUGCUUAGUCGGGGCCAGUACCAGAUAAGCACAUGAAACUAUGGUAACAACCGUUAGCUUAUGUUGGCACAGAUGAAAGUUAAAACCAAGGCGUUUAGCAAACCAUUAAAGCACACAAACCAUCGUCAUAUGAGAGAGCCGAUGCUAUGACUCUCCACAAGUUGUCCUUCCGGUCGUUAUCUUUGUAAUGUUUGUGUCUUUUAUCAAAAAGCACUCUGUUUCCGGCACGUAAAUAAUCAGCCGGUCAGAUAUGUUGAAUAUGUUGGAUAUACCGAUGAAUCAGACAUUGCAACAACACUCAAUCUGAUUGGUCAGAAGUGGACACAGAGCAUGCGAAACUUUAGAAAAAUCGACUAUGAUCCGAAAAAAAUUAAUGCUGCAAUAUCGCAGAACGGGAAAACAUCGCUGAUUUGAACGCUUAUAUUGACAGGAUACGGGUUCGAAAAAAAAUUUGACGUCUGAAUAAUCGCAUGACAAAAAUGGUCCCGGUGUGUAAGGACCUUUAAUCUGCAUUUCUGCCGGGGGUAGCACUCAUUUUCUUUUUUUCUCACCGACAGUGCUGUUGGCUUCUCGCAUUAAAGUGCUAUGGCUGCGUGUAGCUGCAGCCUGCUACUACGCAGUUGUUUGCUACUUGGUUCUAAUUCAGCACAUGAUUGGUUCAGUGCAAAGCGGACCCAGAGCAUUGGCUAUUCGUAUAGUCUACCAAAACAUGGCAUCGUGCCAACUAUUGAAAAGCAUAUUGACCAUGUUUUUUAUUCAUAUCGAGGGAGAUUAAUUUUCGAUAUAUAUCAUUAUCGUUUUAUCGCCCAGCCCUACAUAACAGGUAAAUAUAUAACAUAUGUAUUGCCUGUCUAUCAAGGAAUAGCAAAACCUACAGUAGAUUAAUUUCACAAGCUUCCUUAUUUAAGAAAUAAACUAUUUUGGUAAAUGCUGAUAUUAUUUGAAAUAAAACCCACUUUCUUCCUCUUGUCUAGAGUCCUAUGUUGGACUUAAGUUGAUAGAAGUGUGCACAUUUCUUUGGAGAGGUGCUGUUCUCUGUAUGUAACUUGCUAAGUGCCUUUUUUUGUCCCACAGCUUCCAGUAGGCCUCCUCCAGGAAAGAGAUAAACGGGCCAAGUGGCAUGGCAUCCCCGUUCUGCUGCAGAAGCUCUAUGAGAGCAGCCAUCCCAACAGUGACCUCUCACAUGCCCACAGCUUUCUUAAGGUAGCCACUACCGAGCAGCACUUCUCCUUGAGUAGUGAGAUGGUGAAAUUAACAGUAGCUACCACACGUCACUGAAUGUGUCUCUAUGGAACCGUGGUGAUGUACAUUAAAUGUAAAUGAUUGUUUCUGUCAGGUUUUAUCAUCCCAGCUCUCCAUGGAGGCCAUGUCUUUUGUCACAGAGGACAGGAAGACUGCUCAGGAAUCCACCUUCCCCAACACACAUACCUUUGACCUAUUUGGUGGAGUUGAUGUAAGUCUGACAUUUAUGGUGUUGAUGGUCUCUGGUUACCUGGAGACGUUUAAGCUUGAUACCUAAGAAAAAUUAGUUGUCGUAUUGUACUGUUAAUACCGAUGCAGUUUUAGUUAUAAAAGGUCAAAACUCUAAAAACUCUUAUUUUCUGUUUCCUGAAGCUGCUGGUGGAGAUCUUGAUGAGACCCACAUUAACAAUGCAGAAGAAGAAACCAAAAAGUAAGUAGUACUUGCAUCUUUCUUUGAAUAUAGCACAUCAAAAUGUGUUUUUGUAUUUCAUUAAUUUCAUCUUCUUACAUUUAUCCCUACUUCUGUGCUUCUGUUACAGUGAAUGAUGACUUGGUCAAAGACUGCCUUAGUGUUCUCUACAACUGUUGUAUUUGUGUAAGUCUCCUACCAUAUCCCACGGAAAAAUCAGAAGCCCACCUUACAGUGUCUCAGUUUAAUUCAUUUAAGUAGCAAGACAUCUGUACAAAGCCAGAUACAAACAUUAAACUACCCUGCAAUCUUUGUCUUUUCAUUCAGACGGAAGGGGUCACAAAGAGCCUGGCAGCGAGGGAUGACUUUGUUCUCUUUCUCUUCACCUUGAUGACAAACAAAAAGACCUUCCUGCAGACUGCUACUCUGAUUGAAGAUAUUCUUGGAGUUAAAAAGGUUAGAAUUACAUUUCCAUUCAGUGCUCAGCAACUUGAACAGCAUUUGUGGCCUAGGCAACUCCUCUUAUGUCUUGUUUUUAAAUGAAUUUAUUAUCCCAAGUGUGAUGGAGAAAUUAGUCUUAUUUUGUUGCUUUGUUUUCAAUGUUGUGACUCAACAAACUCCAGAUGAUGUGCCACACAGAGCCUGCUUGCACCUCAGUGUCACAUGUGCUUUGCGUCUUAAUCAUGGUGUGCUCUGUUGAAAUGAGUCAGUGUCACCAUGACAAUACCACCCCAAUGUAGGAUUUUUAGAAGCAUGUCAGAUGCUCAAAAAUUCAGCGGAUAUGCCAAACCCUGGAAUCAUGAAAUAGGUUUACAGUUGUAACAUUAAACUCAACAACUUCUGGGUCCAGUGUGUUGUGAAGCAAGAGCAACAGGAAGUCAUAAUUUUCAAAACAAUGGCAACGGUCAUUUUUUACAGGGGCAGAUCAUCCAUUCGGUGUACUAUGAAGUUCAACACCUAGGACUUUGUCAUAUCAACGAGUGUGUGGAAAUUAUAUUUUGACAUUUUCAGUAUAGUAGAGUUGUUGCUAAAGACAUUACAAAAAAACAAUAUCUUUGAAACAGAGUCAUUUUAGUGGAUAAAAUACAGAAACACUGACGAAGUAUUGAGAUCAAACAGUGCAGGAUUGUUGAGUCGGUCUUUGUCUUGUUGGUACCCCAGCUGAUUGGUCGUAGUUGGCUAAAGAACCCAAAGUAUUUCAGGUUCUUUAUAUUCUGUGCAGCGAUUUAUUCACAGAUGGUUAAAUAAGUCAGUUGUCAAGCUGUCUCUUUUGUAAACUACCGUCUGACGUGGUCUUUAGAUGGGCGUCUAUUGAGCAACAACCAUAUUUUUGAAGUCAAACCCCCGCCAUGCAAGUAAAGGUAAUCAAUGUUCAGCAAUUGGAUCUGAUAGUUGAUUUCAGCCAUGCAGGCAGCCAUGUUCACUCAGCUUGUAGUGAUGAGUAAAUCACAAGCGCAGCAGUCUGCCCUACUAUGCCUGAUCACACCAUUUUUCGGGAUAAUGAGUGACAUAUUAGAUAAUCUCGUGCAUCAUUUAAACAGCAAUUAGAUAUAUUAUCUUAGGCAAUAUAUUUCACACACAGGGAUCCGCCAAACAAAGCUUUUCGAACCUCACUCUGAUCAAUAUGAGAGGUGGUGCUAGUCACGCACAGUUGUGUUGAACAUGAUGUCCAUCCGUCUGUUGUGAUGGCACUCAUUCAGCUUGAACAGGAGAUGAAGCAUAAAAAUAAUGCAGUUAAAGAGAAAAAAUGAUAAUAACAACAACAAGAAUCAAAAUUGUUCAGCAAUAAUUAAAAAAAGAGAGAAUAUCACGGGAAUAAAACAAGUAAAAGAAGCUGAAAUAAAAUGGUUAUAAUAAGGAGGGAAAAAGGAAUAGACUUUUACAUACAGACAAGUUUGUGAAAUUGAAUUUGAAGGAAAGGUUUUAGAGAUGUCAGUGACCUCUGCAUGCCAUGUUUCCUCUAGCAUGCUGUUCCAGAGUGGGCCCCUAAGGGAAAAAACACAAUCUGAAGAUUUUUGUCUAGCUCUGGAACGCUUUAAGUGGCCCAACCUGAAGAUCUAAUGCUUUAGGCGAGCUUCUACAUGUCAACGUUUCUGUCUAAAAGGGAAUUUGGAACCAGACCCAAGAGUGCUUAGAAAGCACUCUGUCAUAACUUAAAAUCUAUGACAAGAGAAAAUAAGAUGAUGUGAUAUGGUCUGUUCAACCCAGUAAAACACCUUUCUGCUAUAGUCAGGACAAGUUAGAGGUGUUUUUUUUUUAUGUAUAUAAGAGCAAGAAGAGAGUGACAGUAAUUGAGUCUUCAAAUUAGUGCAUGGGUUGUACUUUAAGUGUCUGAUUAACAGAUUAUGUGUUUUAUUUUGGCAGAGGUACGUAGGAGAAAUAUGACUGUACAACCUUAUUGACGUGAUCAUCCGUUACACUUUGUGUUAAUUACCUGUUUUAAUAUGACUCAUUAUUGCCUCUGUAAAUGAUUUCUUGGACAAUGUUAUCCUCCUUCUCAUCAUCAUCAUCAUCAUAUACUCACAUUCAUAUUGAUCUAAACUUUUUGUAUCGUAUAUAACAAUAACUGUAUUUUAAUUUUCAAAACAAGGGGCAUUCAAAUGUGUCUUUAUUUUCUUAUAGUCUUCAUCUGACUAUGGAGAACACUCCAAAUUUACGGGGUUUUUGAGUCCAUCAGAACUUCUUUCAGUUUGCCUCCUGAAUUUUUUACAAAUUUUAGGGAAAUCCCAUUUUAUGUCUGUUUGAUAGUUGGGUAAUUUCUCACGUAUUUGCAUCUUUCAGGAAAUGAUUCAGUUAGAGGGCAUCCCCAACCUGUCAGGACUGGUCCAAAGCUUCGACCAACAACAGCUAGCCAACUUCUGCCGUAUCCUGUCGGUCACAAUCUCAGAGCCUGAUGUAGGUAACGAUGACAAGCACACCCUGUUGGCUAAAAACGCCCAGCAGAAACGUAAUGCCAGCCCGUCACGUGCAGAAGUCAACCAGGGUAGGUCAUACGUUGGGUACAGCUGUCAAAAUAAGUGUAAUUGUGUUUGUUUGUUUAAAUUAAAACUCUGAACAUUAAAAGUGUUAAAUAUAACAUUUUUUUCCCCUCGAUAGUAACCCUUCUGAAUAUUCCUGGCUUCAUCGAGCGGCUGUGUAAGCUGGCCACCAGAAAGGUGUCGGAGGCAACAGGAGCUAACUUCCUGCAGGAGCUGGAGGACUGGUACACCUGGCUAGACAAUGCUCUGGUUCUGGACGCCCUCAUGCAGAUGGCAACAGAGGAGCCUGAACAAAGCAGUACUGGUGAGAUAAUAACCACCUAACCUGACUUAUUCAGAUUUUUGCAAACUGAAAAAUCAACUCUCAAGACUUUCAGUCACCCCUGAAGAUAGUGUAAUUUAUCUUGAAACCUCUGUAUGAUCAGAGUAUACAUAGUUGAGGGCAGCUGUGUAUCUGCAUGCCAGUGACAGUGGGUUACCAUAGUAACUGGGCACCCUGUGUUUGGCACGCUUAAAUUUUUUGAUAACUUUUUAUUUUGCUGCCAUUAAGUUUGAUGUAAAGAAAAGAAAAAAACAGAAAAUAUCCAUCAGCACUUUUGAAGGUUAAUGAAACUCUUUUAACAGCUGAAUAAGCUGUAAUGAUACAUGAUUACAAGUGCCACACCCUGCUGCUCUGCUGUCUGUAUAUAUUUUCCUGUUGUAUUGUCCUUCCUGACUUCAGCUGCAUUUUCCUAGCUUAUUAAAUCUUCUGAUCUUUGCUUGAUUUAGUUCUGUUCCUCUUUUCGUCAGAGUCGUCAGAUGAAAGUUCUCUCGCCACCAGCCCGCUGAGACACCGGCUGCCCCAGUCCAUGAAGAUUGUCCAUGAGAUCAUGUACAAAGUCGAAGUGCUGUAUGUGCUUUGUGUCCUUCUGAUGGGCCGACAGAGAAACCAGGUACUUACCAGUGCACACACUCCUACUCUUCUUCUGUUGACAGGCGAGAUGCAGUGGUUGUGGUGAGUAGAUUUAAAAUGUGCCUUUUACCGACCUCUUGAUUGUGUCUCUCUACAGGUCCACAAGAUGCUGGCAGAGUUCCGCCUCAUCCCGGGGCUCAACAACCUGUUUGACAAGCUGAUCUGGAGGAAAUACACCGCCUCAAACCAUGUGGUCCAUGGCCAGAAUGAGAACUGUGACUGUAGUCCAGUAUGUACUGAAAACCUGCAUAUGAACACUGCUUUGAGGCUGGGCGAUAAAACAAUAACGAAUUUUAGCGAAAAUUAAAUUCCCUCAAUAUCGAUAUAAAACAUGGUCAAUAUGCUUUUCGAUAGUCAGCAUUCUUCCAUGUUUUGGUAGACUAUAUGAUUAGCCAAUGAAAAGGGGAGUUGCUCCAGGUCCGUUUUACGCUGAACCAAUCAUGUGCUGAAUUAGAACCAAGAAGCAAACAAUUGCGUAGUAGCAGGCUGCAGCUAAAUGCAACCAUAGCAAUACCUCAAAUCUUUUUAACCACCUGAAGCAGCGCCAUGCAGCAGAGCACACACACUGCAGAAGGUUACAAACUCCCGAGUGGAGUAAGGAGCCCAUGGUGCCUGUGCAGCCGAAACAGCCGACCAUUCAGUCCUCAAAGACCUCACAGAUGCAGUAGUUUAUUGUAUUGCAAAAGACAUGCUACCAAUACCAGCACGGUUAAAUUUCAUUUGUUAUAUUGUGAUAUAUAUCGAUAUUGACUGAUAUGAAGAAAAUAUAUAGUGAUAAACUUUUCCCCAUAUGGUCCAGCCCUACUUUGGCAUGAUCAUUUCCACUUUUUAAGUCAAAGAUAAGCAGUCUCUUUUCUCUUUGUGCAGGAAAUAUCCUUUAAAAUCCAGUUUCUUAGGCUACUUCAGAGUUUCAGUGACCAUCACGAGUAAGUUACCGUGACUUCACUCACAUAUUUAGUCUGACUUUUUUUCUAGAAGUUGUUUUGUUUACACCUUUUCCCCUUGCUUUGUAGAAACAAAUACCUCCUGCUGAAUAGCCAGGAGCUGAAUGAACUGAGUGCCAUUUCCAUGAAGGCCAACAUCCCCGAGGUGGAAGCUCUGGUCAACACAGACAGAAGCCUGGUGUGUGACGGGAAGAAGGGCCUCCUCACACGCAUCCUCACUGUCAUGAAGAGAGAGCCUCCAGAUUCAUCCUUCAGGUAAGCAUCGCAGUCGGGAUGUGAAGCACUCACUGCCAUUUUUAAGUAGUUUUGUCUCUCUUGCUCUGCUGUUUAAAGCUUGGCUGAAGCUCUCCGUUGUGUUUGUAGAUUCUGGCAGGCGAGGGCAGUGGAAAGUUUCCUCCGUGGAGCCACCUCCUAUGCAGACCAAAUGUUCCUCCUGAAGAGAGGACUACUAGAGGUAAAGCUACAAUCCAAGACUGUUACUCUCAUUAUCCACUGAGCGUUGUAAAUAAUUUAUUCACAUUGCACAGAUCCGUCAUAUUUUGACAUGUACGGGUUGCUUCUGUCUCUCCAAAGCACAUCCUGUUCUGCAUCAUAGACAGCGGCUGCACUUCACGGGAUGUCCUGCAGAGCUACUUCGAUCUGCUCGGGGAGCUCAUGAAGUUUAAUAUUGAUGCCUUCAAAAGAUUUAACAAAUACGUCAACACUCCAGAGAAGGUAGAAUUAAUGUACAGCUCUAAUACAACGCUUUAAUAUAUUUUCUGCUUCUGUGGGAAAAGUCAUAAAUGAGUGAAAUGAUGUUUCCUUUGUCUUCAGUUUCAGACGUUCCUGACACAGAUUAACAGUUCUCUGGUGGACUCCAACAUGUUGGUACGCUGCAUUGUCCUUUCAUUGGACCGCUUUGAGAGUCAGACCGAAGAUGUGAAAGGUAAACAAAGGACUGCCUUUAAUAAACGCAGUCUGCUUUGCUACAGGAAAUUCCAAAGAAGAAGUUGGCAGUAUCAUUUCUUGAUUCAGUGAAAUGAAAAGUACUUUCAAAAUCGCACAUAGAUGGAAGUUCUCAUCCUGUUAGGUGCUGACUGUGGACUGGUGUGUAUUUUUUUCCCCAGUGGUGGAGGUACUCUCUGAGUGCUGCCUGCUGUCCUACAUGGCUCGAGUUGAGAACAGGCUGUCUUUCCUAUUUCGACUGAUCAACAUCAUCAACGUCCAAACCCUCACACAGGUCUCCCUUAGUUUUUUAAUGUGUCCGAUUUAUUCGCAGAAAAUCAGUCAGUCCGUUUACAUGACACUUGAGAAAACCGAAUUAUUUCCUUACUCCGAUUAACACUGGACAACUGAAGUGCAUGUAAACACCUUAGUCCAACUAUAAUCAGAGUUUGAGAACUCUGAUUGAGACACCCAGAUAAUGCGAUUGGAAUUCGAUUUUCUCUACCAUGUAACCAGCGUAGUAGGAGUAUGAUAGGACAAUGCAUGUGUGCGUGGGCCACGCCCCCCUAACCCCCGAACAAAAACACCAGAGAAGAGGAGUAGCGCGAACCUCAUCUGCAGAAAAAGGAGCGCGUACAUCAUGUACGACAAAAACAACGCUGUACGAUGCUCCAUCUCCUUGCUCGAAAAUGUCCUAGCAGCAGUUUUUGCCACUUCUGACGUCUGGCAUGGACCUGCUGUUUUUGCCGUUGGUUCAACUGGAAACGGCACCGCUGAAAAGACCCAUGUCGACCCCUAGUUUUGGGUAGGAGGACACGGUCACGUCAAUAAUUCGAUUUUCUCAGCUGCAUGUAUACGCAGACAAAGGGAGAAGUCUGAUUUGGCAAAGAAACCAAAUGAUGAGCUUAGUCUGAUUGAGCUGUUCAUGUAAACGCACUGACUGUUCCAGUUCUGUAAACCAUGAUUAUUCAAAUGUAUACUUGAGGUACUGUGAAUUUCAUCAAUGAAGCCUUUGUUUCCCUCUACAUUUAUCUUGUCUCAUUUUUUUGCUUCAGGAGAAUGUGAGCUGUUUAAACACCAGUUUGGUGAUCUUGAUGCUGGCCAGGAGAAAAGCAAAAUUGCCCUUCUACCUCAACGCCCUGCGGGAGAAGGAGUAUGCCGAAAAGUACCCCGGCUGCCUGCUCAACAACUUCCACAAUCUGCUGCGCUUCUGGCAGCGCCACUACCUCAACAAGGACAAAGACAGCACCUGUCUAGAGAAUGUGAGUAGCUCUUUCCAAACACAGGUGAAACACAACUUGAAACAAUAUCGUCAUCAGUCUUGACAAGCUGCACCAUGCAGACAGCAUGUCAGCAGCACAAUAUUACCGAGCGUUUGAGUGAGCAUGGUUAUAAAAAAAAAAAGAGGAAACAUUUGGGGACUUUGCGUGUUGCCUCACACAUAAAAAAAAGAGCAAAAUCAAAAGUGAAAGACCAUCGAAAGAAUCUGCAUGCAGAGAUAAUCACAACAGAACACCAGUGUCCAUGUGUUUAUGAUUUAGUGAAAAAAGUACAUCAACAUUUACAAAGGGCUUCAAAGACAGAUACAGGACAUGCAAGCCCAGCUUUGUUCAACAUCAGAAGUACUGAUAAAUGUUGUGAAUGGGUCACCGACUGUGUAGGAACUAUAGCAGCUUCUCUCACACAUUGCCUCUUACUUCAGUUCAGCUUUUUGUGCUCAUUGUUUCUGUUUCACACUUUCCAAUUUUAAUCAGCAUUGUUUCCAUCAACAACAGCAAGAAAAGCUCAGAUAAAUCCCAUAAGUAGUACUUGAUGAAGCACCAGAUAAAGCUGGUAACUUGCUGUAGUUCAAGAGAGCAUUUAGCGGCUCUACAGUGUGGUAUUAUUUCAGCAAGGUAGGAAACACACCAAAGUUAGCUGUCGUCAAGAACUACUGGUCAGGUGAACCUCAAUAUCAGUCUGCAUUUGCUGAAUGUCUGCAGGUAACUUGUUAGAGGGAUGUACAUGUUGAACUUUUUGCUGUUCUGCUGCCAUCAUGUGGUGGAAAAAAUGCCUGCUUCUUUUUAAAAAAGAUUUCAUAAAUGUGAUGAAUGUAUAUGUAUCUUUUUUUAACCUGUCUACUACAUUAGGGUUAGUAGUUUCAUAGUGUUCUGCCAGAACAUGAAAACCAUUGAUCAUUUGUAUAAUAUAUGAUAGAAUUUGGGGGUCUGUGUAUUUGGUAGGGUAUGAGUAUACAUGUCCGAGUAGGUGCUGGGUUGAUCUCUCUUUAGUCCAUGUAUACAGAAGGCUCUAAAUCCUCACUGGUUUCCCUUUUCAGAGCUCCUGUAUUCCCUUCAGCUACUGGAAGGAGACGGUAUCUGUGCUGCUGGGUUUAGACAGGACUUCUCUGUGUGCCAUAGCGAGCUACAUUGAUGAGCCCUUCAUGGACCUGGACAGAGACCUUUUGGAGGAUUGACCUCCAGUGUGUAAACUCGGGGUGGGGCAGGGCAGAGGGUCACUGAGAGCAAAGACACCUCCCGCUGGCGAAGACUCCUCUGAGCCGAGCCGUUCAGGCACUCUGUGACUGUGCUCUGGAUGUACGGACUCACACAAUUGGUGUCGGUACCUUCGCAUGGAGGCUGUCGUCAUGGCUUUGUGGGGAUAUGAUUUACACUAAAUUACUGGGCUGUUUUUCUGAGGAGGAGGAGGAGGGGAAACCUUCAUGCCCACUCUAGGUCACCCACAUCGAUUAACAGACAAUUAAGUGACUUAGUGAAAUGACACCUGCAUUGGUUGUUUGUUGUAGGUGAACUUCAGAUAGAGCCUUUUAUAUAACCUAUACAAAGUUCUAUGGAAAAAAAAAAAAGUAUGAUUCAUUAAAUUCUAUGUUAGAUAAAGAAAAAUAUCCGUUUUACGCGGUUGGCCACAGAGUAAACUGUCAGCCUGAUGCAAUGCAUUGAUGCAUCACAAGGCUGCCAGGAGUCACCAGCCUCAACCACCCACUACCUACACGCACCAGGCUGACUUUGUGCCAAUUCACCAACUUUACCGGCAGGGUGGCGAACUGGUGAAUUUGGAGUUUUUACAGGCGUACUCGUGAACAGCAGUUUCAUUUAACCUUUCUGUGGGUCUACUAUGAUUGGUGCUUUCUGGCUCUUCUUCGGCACAUCGAGAUAGCUUGUGGGCCGGAUGACACGUUUCACAAAUCACACAGGGCUCCUCAUCUGAAACCAUCCCCCUCUGUUGUGGUGUCUGAAGGUUCACCUGGGGCUCAUCUCUUUACCAGGUUAUUUUUGUUGAUUUACUUUUAUCCUGUUUGAAAUAUGGCUUUUAGCUUUGAAAACAAAACAAAAAAACAACUGUAGAAUAAAGGAUGCACAGGUAAACUUGUUUUUGUUUAUAUAUUUUAACACAUUUGUUGAUUAAAAAGGUCUUCAUUUUGUAACAUGAUUUGUAUUGAUGUGAGAGAUGCUUUAGAAAAAGAAUAAACUAUGCAGGCACUAGUGUUAAGUUACCACUUUCAUUGCUCCAGUCCUCACAAAGUUCGUGUGUAACCUUCUGCCCAACAGCAUCGCCUUUGAGGGUUUUACGACUUUCUCUGGUUUCUGCUAUUUCUCAAAAAUCUUUGCUACAAGUUAAGAAUGACAAUCGCUCUGUGUAAUGGCUCUUCUUUGCAUGGCACCACUUGAGCUGUCGUCGAAACAAAGACAAAAGCGGUGGGCGAGGCUAUGUUGUUGUGACUGUCCAUGGCCUGAAUGUGCAGCUGUUUUGGUUGAAAUUGAAAAAAUGCAGACAUGAAUAGAAUUUUUGGUGUCUCAAAUUAAACAGACCCAACCUGAGAUAAGUACAAAUGGUUGAGCUACCUCAUGUUUUAUCCUGACAGCAUAAAGAUCAAACCACUUCUGAUGAUGUGUACAGUUUUACUCCCAGCAUGUCAUGGUUCAUAGUACAUGUUCAUGUGAAUGUAUAAAGACAUUUCUACAGCUGGCCCCUGAUGCCAUGAGUUCUUAGUGCUAUGCCGCCUUGGGAUGCAAACACAAACGUCCUUUACACUUUGAAAGCCUUUUAUUUGCUUUAAAGCUAACCAACCAGAAAUGCUUUUCUUUCUAGCUUUCAUUCAGCAUGUCUUAAAUCUCUUGGUAGGUGUGCACAUAUUUGAAUAAGUUCAUCUUUUUUGCUUUGCAAUGAAUAUAAUGCAAUUACACUUUACAAGUGCUUCUCUAACAAACUCCCAGUUUCUGCUGCCUGAGGUAACUGCAAUGAUUUCUUGAUGACAUGAUAAUAAUGAUGAUGUAAUCUAGCACUGGGUAUUUCUGCAGUGGUGUCAUAUUAUUAAACUGAUCAGGUGUUACCUUCUUUCCAAAUCCCUAUUAUCACUCUUGUCACCCAUCAUGACAGUUAAUCACGCUAUCGGUAUAGAAACAUGAAUGUUGUGAGCACUCCUCUGGGGCGACUGUAUUAACUAUCUCUGAUACCUGUAGCUUUGUAAUCUGAAUGAGAGAGUGGCCACUUUUGUAUGAUGCACAAGAGGAUUUGUUCUGCUGUAUGUGGUGUGAUGCUCCUAGUAGGCCUUAGAUUUCAUUCAUUUUUUAUGUAAAGAAAAUGGUGAAAUGUUAUGCCCUCUGGCCAAGAACAUGCUGCAUUGUGUUAAAUAUAACACUAUUUGGUUUUUUUUAUUUUAGAGUUUGGAUCCCUGAUAUUUUGACUUUUCUCUGUUUUUGGCAUGGAGAUAUCAGUUUUGCAGUCAUUGAUCACAAAUGUUAAAAACUAAGACUGUAUGGUGCUUCUUUGGUCAAACAUGUAGGUCCCCCCCUUCACCAGUAGCGUUUCUUAAAAAGAACAACCUUAUGGGAUACAGAGGGUGGCUUCAACAUAUAGUGUAAAAUCAUGAUAAUUCCUCUUAGAAAACAGUUACCCUUUUUUCUUCAUUAAUCUUUGCAAUCCCUAAAAUCUCACAGUGGUUGUAUUUGAACAUUCACUUCUGCACCCUUUAGUCUUAAUAACCUUCUAGCCGGGUAUAACUCUCAUUAACUACCUGAUACAUCUUUCAGUUUCACAUUCUAUUCUCUCUACUUCUGUAAUCAACUUUCACCCUUUUGUUCUUCUCUAAUGCUGGUAUUGAACUUCAUUUUCCUUAUUUAAAAGCUGUUUGUCAAACAAGUAAUAUAAUAAAUUCUGCUUUAGACCUUC